Mizuhopecten yessoensis (Yesso scallop) is the source of this 7762-nucleotide messenger RNA. RefSeq lists its product as uncharacterized. The transcript is spliced from 9 exons. The record is from RefSeq and is a predicted model, not a curated record. Lineage: Eukaryota; Metazoa; Mollusca; Bivalvia; Pectinida; Pectinidae. Gene Ontology annotation, cellular component: extracellular region. Gene Ontology annotation, molecular function: chitin binding. Bases 131 to 4639 code for a protein of 1502 amino acids.
GUGUGAGGAAACAAGUCCAGUCCAGAUAGACCAGCAUGGGCUCGCGUUGGUGUUGACAGUCGCAAAUCCAAACUCAGCGCCAUUUUUAACAUGGAAUUAUUAGUGCGGAUUAUCACAUAACACCGGCACGAUGACAGUGGCCCAAAUGUUGCCCAUAGUUACCCUGUACGCUUCCAUUUUCUGUCCGAACAAGCAGCCCAUGGGAAACAAUGCCGGGAGGGACUAUCUGGAACGGUCGGGUCCGAAAACUUGGGAAAUCAAAUGUUGCGCUCAGGGCUGGAGGUUCGUUCACAGGAGAUGUUCGUGUAUUCCAAUAACCGGGUUGUCCGGCUAUGGCCAACAUCCUGGUAAUGGAAUGCAUGGGAUCAAGCCAUCCAUGGGUAACGGUCCGGGAAACCCGUUCUUACCUAAGGAUCUGCAUGGUCAAGUGGACAUGAUGACUUCUUCCGGUGCCGAUGUGUAUCAUACCAUUAAUCAUAAUACAUUUCAACUUGUAGAUUUUAUAAAGGAUAACCGUGCUAAACAAAACUUGAAUUCCAAUCGAAGAAAUGCAUUCCUUCUUCAAACACACAGACUGAACCUUCAAAAAUAUCUGAGGCAAAAACAAAUAUUUUCAAGAAGCAAUGUCAAUAGUGACCUUUCAUUAAAUGGAAAACAUCUUGUUCCUAUAAGACAUUCACAGUCAAAUGGGAAAGGGAAUUUAAUUGUAGUAACAACGCGUCGGAGGGAAAAUAACAGACCCAGCUUGGAAAGUAACCAAAAUGCUAAUGUUCUUGUUGACAGGCACAAUACGGCCGGUACAAACUCAUUAGAUAGUCAUGUUGUGUUAGGGAAUAAUGGUAACACACCUGAUGGAACACAAUGGAUACCUGAUAUUUCACAGACGUUUUCGGGUAGUUCUCCUUCCGGAAAUACAUUUCCCGUGAAUAGUGUUACAAAUAGUGGAGGAGUCUUACGUUCUCCCGCCAGUACGCAAUGGAUUCCUGAUCAUUCACAGACGCUUUCGGGUGGUUCUCCUCCCGGAAAUACAUUUCCCGUGAAUAGUGUUACAAAUAACGGAGGAGUCUUACGUUCUCCCGCCAGUACGCAAUGGAUUCCUGAUCAUUUACAGACGCUUUCGGGUGGUUUUCCUUCCGGAAAUACAUUUCUCGUGAAUAGUGUUACAAAUAGUGGAGGAGUCUUACGUUCUCCCGCCAGUACGCAAUGGAUUCCUGAUCAUUCACAGACGCUUUCGGGUGGUUCUCCUCCCGGAAAUACCUUUCCCAUGGAUAGUGUUACAAAUAGUGGAGGGGUAUUACGUUCUCCCGCCAGUACCGGUACCGCAGGGGCUACGGGUAGCAUGCUCGACGUGUUUGCACCUACACAAUCACAGUUUGUUGCAGAUGGAGCUCUCUCCAACACCGGUAACGGCAACUUCCGGAACAGUAUUGGAGCAGAUAAAACACUCAGACAAACCGGAACUAUUGGCCUGGGUGGUCUUAGAACAAACGGGAUGUCUGCAGAUAUCGGUGUUGGACUUAAUUCUGGUCAAAACAGAGGCAGACGUCUAAAUUCAAUGAAGAAUGGCGGUGGUGUUGGCUCUACUAGUGGUAUUAACUUAAAUUCGAAUGGUGGCAUUAAUUCAAACGGUGGGGGAAAAUUCAUGAAUCCCCUUCAAGCAAAUAAUAUUGGUAUAGAUAGUCUAAAGGUUAAUGGUGUUACUGAUUUCAGUGGAAACAUAAAUAUUGAUUCGACCAUCGGCAGGAAUAUUGAUUUGAAUAGUGGUGGAGUAUUCGCUGGUCCCUCCCAUACCGAUGUUACAUCAGGAGCAAAUAUCAAUUUGAACGGAGGUAGUCCUCAAAGUGGAAAAGGUAGAAAUUUCGAUUUUAGUCGCGAUGGAACCUUCGCAAUUGAUAAUCAGUUUGUGCGGAAAUCAAAUGGUGGCGAAAACUCUGUGAACUCUCAUUUACAAUCAACGAUUAAGAUGGAUUCGAAUUUUAAAAAUCAGGCAUCUUUCGCUUCCGAUAUAACCAUGGGAGGUAUUGGCAAUUCAAUAGUUGGCGAUUUCGGCAUGGAACCUCUCCAAUCGGUAACAGGUAGAAGUAACAGCUUCAACUUAAAUUCGCAAGAUCCUGGUUUCAUUCCAGAUUCUGGGUUUAACAUGUUUGAUCAAAGCAAUACAUUUGAUCUAGCUGGAUCAGUAACGAAUAAAGAUACCUCAAAUCAAAAUCCUGGCGGUGCUGCUUCUAAUGGGAUUGGUCUGGAUCUUUCAUCCAUGCCCGGAGCCGAGUUAUUUUCUGCUCUGAUGAGGAAUGGAGGUGGUUUAGGCCAAGUAGGUGGGAAUAUUGUUCCUGACAACAACAUAAAUCCUACCGCUAGACAACAGCAAAUAUUUCCCCAAAUUACUGGUGGUGUUAAUAAUGGACUACUUCAUAACUCUGAUACGACGCAGUCUUUAAUUGAUCAACUCACAGCUUUGAAUAAGGCAAACAACAUGCUGGAAUCUAGGCCUAAGUUUAACAGUGGCUUGGGGGAUAUGUCAAUUAUCAAUGGCCUGGGGAGCUCUUUGGGUUUGAACGGAAAUGACUUGUCAGUUGGAAUUGCUGAUAGUAUUGCGUCCUCUACAUUCGAUAACAGUAUACCUACAGAUCCUUCAAUGAUGAAUAAUGCAAUGUUACUGGCCGAUACAAGAAUUCUAGAGAGCCCAACAUCUCUUCCACCUAGGUUAGUUACAGAGACUAUUUUAUUGGACACUCAGAACCCGCUGAUCAAACAAAAUUCAUCAAAUAGAAAGUUCACUGUUGAUAUAACCAGCGGGGAUCCUUCAGUCAGGGGAACCGUCAAUAGUGGGGUAUCAACAGCUGGGACACCUGGAAGAGGACUUGUAGUUGAUGGAAUAUCGAGGGAGGUUUUGGCCGAAAGUCACAUCGGCAAUAUGGGCGUGGGAGAGGCCAGAGGGAAAAACAUGGGUAUGACGGAUUUUGGUGUAGUAAACAGUGGUAUAGUAGGAACUGGUUUAUUGGGUGGUGGCUCGAGCGCCGGAGGAAGAAUGAAUGAAAGAUUGCCAGGUGGAUCAAACUCAUUAGGCUUGAACAUCGGAGUAAAUACAGCUACUGUUCCAGGUAGUACAAACGUACUGUUUGAUGGCUCCGCAAGAACCCCAAAGCAAAUAGUCAAACCAGUGGACAUAUCUGGUUCCAAUGCAUCUGUAGGCUCUAAGGUAACAAGAAGUCAGUCUGGAUUUGGUGUAAGCGGUUUACAAAGUGUUCCGCGAAUUGUGCAUCGACCCUCGAAUGAACAAUCUGCCAUUGAGACUUCCAUCAAUCAGAUAUUGACGAUCUCGGCAGCCGAGACUGAAAUUGCAAAGGCCGCCAAGAAAUCAACUUCGGAACAGGAAAGAGGGGCUUCUGCAGCAAAUGUUGGAGGGAGGUUCGUUAGUCAGACCGAAUUAGGACUUUCAUCCAUCCGUUCCAGCAAGGACGGUACACUAUCGCCAGCCGUUUGUCUUGGGUGCACUAUGGAUGGCGGAUUAGGAUACAUACGUCAUCCCUCCCGGUGUGAUCAAUUUGUCGUAUGUUAUCCGGAUCAGUCUGGUCUCUUUAAACCUCGAGUACAAGAUUGUCCUUACGGACAGUUCUGGAGUAAUAUUGAUGUCACAUGCAAACCAUCUAAAGACGUCAACUGCGAACACGAUUUCUGUAAAAAGCUUGCAGACAAGUUCCAAUUCUCACAUACGACCAACUGUGUCGCAUACUGGCAGUGCCAGGCCGGUCAUUCGGUCAUGAGGUGCUGUCCUGAGGGGAAAAUAUUUGUCCAAGGAGAGGGAUGUAUCUUCAGCUCUGUGUGUGCGGACAGGUGUCCAGUAAGCAGCCCGUUACAGUUUAUGUGGCAAGAAAAUUGUAACAAGAGACCCGUUACGUCCGAUGUGACAGCAUACGAGAAGCAGAUUUCUUCAGGAUGGGUUUCUGAGAAGUGCAGUGUCGGGCAGAUUUACAAAGGGGAGAUUUGUGACUGUAUACCAGCAGCCAUGGGGAAUCCAACUUAUUCGUUCAAAGGAGUUUGUAAACCCGAAGUUUUCCUCCCAUUUGACACUGACUUCAGGGAUUAUUCCGGAAGUAAUACCUUUGUAAGAACUGAAAACGUGACACUUUCAAACGGCGCUGCAUGUUUUGAUGGGACAUCUGUUAUCUCCAUGCCUAAAUUUGCUAAUAUGGAUUUCGGUAAAACAGUUUUUAUGAAUAUCAGAUACAAACAAAUGGACCUUAAAAUUGACACUGAAGCAUUGCUGUACAAUGGAGAUUGUGAAGAGAUUCCUACGUUAGUUGUAGGCACGAAGCCAUCGGGAAACUCUUUUUCAGUAAAAACCAAUACAGGGGCUUUUCAGACAGCAUGGGUACCAUCUUCGGUUCAGACCUCAGACUGGCGAGAUGUCACAAUAACCAUCAGUAAUGGCCGGCUUGAGGGUCAGUCCGGUAUCAACGCUCGGGACAUAGACGUUUCAGGGGGAAUAGCCAGAUCUCACUGUGGUAUCAAACUGGGAUGGGGAAAGAAGUUCAAGAAUUUUGUUGGAUGCAUUGAUGAGGUGUCUAUUUACCGGUGUAUCCCGAAUACUAGAAUGGCGUUGGAUGGGUCAAUAAGCAAGUCCAGCAUUACAAUAUGAAAAUAAGAAACAUCAUAAAAUGUUAUUUUAUUAACAAAAAUAUGUCUUAUGUAAAACACAUGACGGCACUGCCCCAAACAAAAUGUGUGUUAAGUUUUGUUUUUAACUCUUACGGAAAUGUCUCAGUGAAUAUACAGUAUUGUGACUUCUUGUUCGUUUAUAAGGAUGCUUACAGAGGUCAUAUGUUUCCUACAUCAAUGGUUGUCUUAUAUUAUAACAAAUCAACAAUAACAAAUGUCGGCACAGACAUCCUAUCUCUAAAAUGUUCCUAACGGUUUAUGAAGUGUUUAGUUUUAGUUUUAGUUUUAGAGUCCUGAUAAGGAAGUGCAGAAUAAAACGAUUUUUUUGUCGGCUGACAAUCUAAAAGUAACGUCAUUUUAAUGUUAUACAUGCUAUUUUGACCAGUGGAGUGAUACCCUCUGGCAAAUACAGUUUUUGUUAUAAUCUCACAAAAGCAAAAAGUUUACAGCUUUUGUACAAAAGUUUAAAUAUUUGAGACUGUCAGAUGUUUGCUGUACGUACACAUUUGUUGUUGAAUAAUUUGUGAAUUUUCUUGAAAUAAUAUAUAUUCAUUGUUGGCUAAGGAAUGUUAUAUGGCCUUUUACGGAAGCUACGCUUAAAAAGUUGGUAAAAUAAAAUAUGUUAGAUAUGGAAACUAAAUACUCGGGUUUAUAAUUUCCAUAUCAACAUUUUGUUCACAAUUUAUAAGGUACACUUCAUUAGUGACAUCCUUGUAUUAAUUAUAUCCUGACAAGGGAUACGUACCGUAGACGCCGAGAGCUAGUCUAGAUAGCACAGAAGGGUGCCUGAAAAUAGCCUGAUAUAAUUUGUGUAUCGCAACAUGUCCUCAUCGCUUAAUAAACUAUUGGAUAAAUGUCUAAUUGCCGUAAUCAUACUCCAUGCACAAGAAACGUUAAUUUGUUUUUUGCUUCAUGUUUUGUUGACGCAUACAUUUGAAAGUGGAUUUAUUUUCACUUAGAUCAUCUUGCAAGGCUCAUAUUUACUGAGGUCUUUUCUGCCGAUAUUCAUUAUGACGUAUAUGUCUCGCCCUUGCUAUUUAAAUGAUGCCUCUGGGGCAAUUAAUUUGAUGGCUUAUGAUUCAAUGCAUUUAAUUUUAGACGUAUUUAUUUACGAGGAUGAGUUUUUAAUGACAUUAAUUUCCCAGAGCGAAAUUUGAACUUUCCGAAAUUUUCAAUCCGAUAAUAUUUUUUAAUGGAAAACGCGUUAAUUUCCAUUACAAUUUUAACAGUAUUCUCACAUUAAAUGACAUUAUUUUCCUGGGCAAGUUGUAUUUUUAUAGUUAAACGUAAUAAGGACUAUAACCUCUAACAUUGCUUGAAAUAAUAAUGGUAGUGAAAACGUGCGGAUAUUAUAAUUGCUUGAAUAGCGUCGUGCAAUAUCUGUAGAUUGGAUCUAAGUGGACACGGAUUCAUACAUAUAUCAUACGCUCUUAUUUGAACCAGAGAAGCUUUGUAUUUUAUCCCAAUGAAAGUGCUUAAAUUCAAAUAAAGGGAUUUUGUGCGUACAUGAGUUCCAUUAAAGACAAACGGUACUGUUUUGAUGUUGUAAUAUGUUUUAAUAUUGUCUUUUGUUAAUGAAAUUGAUUCAGCAUUGUGAAGUAUAUUUCUACUUGUUAUAAGAUUGGUAAAUAUGCACAAUGGAUUGCUAUAUAAAUAAACAUGUUUUUUGCUUAAAACUUAUAUGCUGUUUUGGAAAUAGUUUAUUGUCGAUAAAUACGGAUCAAAAUGAAAACAUAUUCAUCUGCAUCUCUUACCGUUUAUCAAUCUUAAGGACCCCUGUCCCAUUGCACUUUCCUAUAUACAAAAACAUUCCCCCAACUUCCACUUGGUUAUAACUGCAGUACAGUUGGGCCAAGACACUUCUGCUGACAAGUUAGUCCAAACGGUUAGUGCGAAAGUAUAGCGACUUGAUGCCCAGGGUUCAAAUCUCAGUUUUGUCCUGCACAUUAUUUUUUACAUUAUGAACACUGUUGUUGAUUAUAUUUUAUUUUAUCUUCAUUAUUUCUUAUGAAAGUCCCGUUUGGUAUGGUCUUCUGUUCAGAAAUUAUUUAUCGAAGCUACUGUAAUGUCGGGAAAACAUAUUUUCAAUACAGUUUUUGGUAGUAGUGCAGUGAUCAUUUAAUGACCUUUUAGUGAUCAUUUAAUGACCUUUUAGUGAUCAUUUAAUGACCUUUUAGUGAUCAUUUAAUGACCUUUUAGUGAUCCUUUGGGCGAAACAACUGAAAGGAGUCCAACUAUUAUUAAAGUUACGAUGAAUGCAAUGCUGUCAGCAGCUUUUAAGGAACUUUCUAAGCGAUUUGCGUUUGAAUCCCAAAUCGAAUGAUCUCAUGAAGCAUAUCAAAAUUAGACCUCGAUGGCCUAUCGUUUAGAUACCAUAUUCAUUACAACUCGAUACCACAUUCAUUACAAUUCGAUACUGAUAUUGAUAGCAUCUGUUGAUAUAGCGUUCAACGAAUAUGAUCAACCUUUCUACAUGAAAAAUCGUCGUGUUGGCAAAGGAUGUGUGUAUUGUACUCGAUAAGCAUACAGAAAUAAACGGUUGGGCAUACCUGAAUAUAUUUGAUCGCCCGAUAUCAAGUUUCCACGUAACGGUCGAGGCAACAGGUAAUUUUGGUCUAAUUAAGCAGUUAGUUUUAAUAUUAUCUAUAAUGAAUGGUAACUAAUUAUUUGAACUUAAUUAUCAAUGUUUAUUUAAUAACCAAUAUGAGUUUUUACUAUUACCAAUUAUAUAUCACGAAUUGUGUAUGGAGUACAUCUUUUUUGGCAAUAAACAUAUUUUCAUUAGAAACUGUUGGUAUAGAUUUAAUAGUGAUUGAAUAAAUAGAAAGAUCUAAAAUUAAUUUCUAGACUGGCUGUCGGUCUCUAUGAUUUUGAUUUUUUUCUAUCAAUGCAUUAACCCGAGGAAUCAUAUGAUCAAAACAAAAUAGACGUGCUCAAUUCCAUGGACAAAAUUGCAUCUUGUUUUAAUUAUAUUGACUGAAAGAUAAUCUAUACAUUUUCUAUAUAAAUGUGUCUAUAUGCCGAAUGUAGGAAUUGGUUUGUUGUCCUAUUUUGUAAAAGUAGUUGUUUACAAAUGACGAAUAAAGAUGAUGUUGUUCGUGAA